UUUCAGAAAGGAUUUGCCAAUAUCAGGAAAACGUGUUACAUAUACAUAUAUGGAUUCCAGUCAUUCAUUUGAUUGCUUUUUACUUCUGUUUAUUUUCUUAGACAUAAAUUAUUUUUUUUAUAUAUUUAUGUAAAAUUGUAUAAAUGUUUGUGACUGCAGUUUACUUAACUGAAAUUUAAAAUAAGUAUUUACUGUCUCCUCCAAUCUCUAUGCGUAAGUAUUAGUAACUCACUAAAGAGUAAAGUCUAAUUAGAAAUAGCGCUCUAACGACGUGUAACUUGAUCGUUGACGUUAUCUGUUAGUAACAAAAGUUCCGUAUAAACAGCGAAACCUUAAGUAUGACAUCAGUUGGUGCAUUAGGGAAUGUCAUCAAUCUAGGGAACAGUAUAAUUGGAGUUAGCAUUCUUGCAAUGCCAUAUUGUUUUAGCAAGUGUGGAAUAGUUCUGAGUUUGUUACUGGUUGUGUUAAGUGGAAUCCUCUCUCGUGCUACUUGUCAUCUACUCCUUAAGGGAGCAAUUAUUACUCGACGGAGGAAUUUUGAAUAUCUUGCUUUCCACACCUAUGGCUCAGCAGGAAAGUUAGUUGUUGAAGUUGGCAUCAUUGGGUUUUUGAUUGGAGCAUGUAUUGCAUUUUUUGUUGUGGUUGGUGAUCUGGGUCCUCCUCUUGUGGCUGAUAUGCUGCUACUUAAGUUAACUCCUCAACUUAGAGUCAUUUUCCUGGCUUUCGUUGGUGUUUUUGUUGCCCUUCCACUGGGACUUCUGAGAAAAGUUGACAGCCUGACUAGCUUUAGUCUUCUGUCUUUGAUAUUCUAUGGUUUUCUCAUUAUCAAGAUUAUAGCAGAAGCUACUCCAAAACUCUUUUCUGAAAUUAUGUGGAACCAGGUAGUUUUAUGGGAGCCUUCAGGAAUAUUACCAUGUCUACCUAUCUUUUCAAUGGCCCUAUCUUGCCAAACUCAGUUGUUUGAGAUUUUUGAUACUCUGAAUGAGCCUUCUCUCAAGAGGAUGAACACAGUUGUUAGUGGUGCUGUCAAUAUGUGUUCUAUUGUAUAUAUACUGGUGGGAGUUUUUGGAUAUGUGGCAUUUUUUGAUGAGCCAAUGACAGGAAACAUUCUUGUAAAGUUAAGCCCAACCCUCAUUUCUCAGAUUAUAAAAUUUGGUUUUGUCAUCACAGUGGUUAUCAGUUUUCCAUUGUGUUUGUUUCCAUGUAGGACAAGUCUUCAUUCAUUGGUCUUCAAACAGGGUUUUGUUCACCAUGAUGCCCCAGCAAACUACAUUCCAGACCAUCAUUUCCGUGGCCUGACAAUACUCUUGGUUAUGAUCACUGUAGGAAUAGCUGUUAUUCUUCCUAAUAUUGAAGUUGUUUUAGGAAUUGUUGGAUCAACUAUUGGAAUUAUCAUCUGUGUAAUUUUGCCUUCCAUGAUCUUCAUCAAGGUCACCUCCAAGAACACCAAUGAACGACUUUUGGCUCAGACUACCUUAUGUGUGGGGUUCUUCAUCAUGGUUGUAUGUACAUACACCACUCUACUAGAUGCAACUACUAACCGACGUGAGUUACCUAUAGAACUUCAACGACCAAAAGACCUUAAUGUCAUUAAACCUUCACCACUUGCACCAGAAAAAGUAGCAGAGUUAAUAUCAAAUGACACUGUCCCAGCAACCCCAAGCCCCAAACUUGAUACAGGUCAGAAAGUAGUCAAUCAAGAAGUACUGCAAGAAUUGAAUAAAAAGGGACAAGAUGGAGACAAAAGACAAGAACCUCCUAUUCCCCAAGAACCAGAAGUAAAGGAUGUUAAUUUGGUGGAGGAGGAGCAUGGAGCAGAAGCAUAUAAGAACAAAGGCAAGGAAGGUGGAGCAGACAGCCAAAAAGAAAAUCUUGGUUUAAAGCAGCAGAAUAUACGUGACAAAGAAAAUUUGAAUCCAUCAGAUGUUCAGGAAAAUAAAGUGAUAGAUGAUAUUAACAAACGCAAGGAAAACUUGGAUGUAGCAAACAAUCUAAAAAAAGAACUUGAUGAGGAAAAGAGUGACAAUAGGGUCAAAGAUAGUGUAAUAGUCAACCAAAAAGAAUCUGUAAUAGGACUGGACAUCAGCAAGGGCAAGGAAAGUUUGGAUCCAGCAGCAAUUCAGAAGGAAGAAAGGGAGCUAAAUGAAGGAGAGAAAAGACCUGAAAACCAUGAGAAGUUGUUACAGCAAUUAGUAGAAAAGCAAGAAGAACAGAAUAAACUUCUCCGAGAACAAAAUAAGAUCAUCCAGGAACUCAAAAGAAACCAAGACAGUGCUCAAGGAAAGGAAGAAAAAAAGCAAAAUGAUGCUGGAUACCAAGUAGUGGAUGAGAAGAAUGAAAAAAAUAACUUACGAUUAUAUCAGGAAAAUCAACAGCUUAAUCUCAUCAAAAAUAAAGAACAAAGCCAAAAUCUUGGUGGUAUAUCCAAUAAUCAAGCUAAAAAUAUCAAAGAUAAACCACAGCAAAGAGUUAAUUCACCGGUUCAGUAUAAACCACAGCAAAGAGUUAAUUCACCGGUUCAGUAUAAACCACAGCAAAAUGUUAAUUCACCAGUUCAGCAUAAACUGCAGCAAAAAUUAUCUCCUAAUCAAAUUUCACUUGGUCAACAGAAUCAGCAUAGGCAGGAAAAUAUUAUUGGUCGACCUUCUGAAGAUCAACAGAAUUUUCCACCUGUUCAACCAGAACCACACAAACAGCAGGAUGGGAUUAGACAAGAGAAACCACAAAACCUUCAAAAUAUAAUUAAUCUAGAGAACAAACAAAACAUGUUUAUUGAGCAAAAUCAACAAGAUAAUAAUGCUGUAGUUCAACAACCAAUUCUAAAGAAUCAGUACAGUGUGUCCAGACAGGAAGCCAAUUCACUUAACAAAGGUGAUUUUCAGGACAAAAGUCACAUUCAACCUAAGUUUCAUGUAACUCAAGUUUUACAAGAAUAUUCUAAGAUUGAGAAGGGAAAGGAAAUCAAAGUUGUUGGUGAAAAAGUUGAGAAUGUACAGCAUAAAAUAGACUUGAAAAUUGGUAGAUUUAAUGAAAAACUUUCUGCAGAUGCUGCUGGAGGAGAAUUUUCACAGCAAAAUAAACCUCAAGAGACAAAGGAGAAGAUAGAGUAUAACGAAAAUGUGAGAGAAUUGCACAAGCGAGAAAUGAAGAAUCUUGAUUAUCCUGAUAACAACAUUAACAAGAUUGAAGAAAAAAGAUUUGCUGAUGCUGACCAAAAUGAUGGAUUAGUGCAUCUUACGUCUGAACCAUCAUUAAUACAAAAAACUAAGCUUGACCAAUUAGUAACGAAAGAAUCAAUAAGUGAGAGACAUAAACGUGAAGUGGAUUCUGGUCAGCUGAAGAUGCCUAUCUAUGUCAAUGACAGUGUUCCAGAUCCAGUUAAAGAGAGUCUCCUUGAAAACCCUCCAUCACAAGUUAGUAAAAUGGACAUCCAAGGAGUUUUAAACUCUAAAAUGAAAAACGUUGCUAGUUUAGGCCUUAUUAAGCAUGAAAUGAGAAGACUACUUGAAGCUAGUAAUACUUCUCCCAGUGAAAUAAGAGAAGUAAUGUGGAAUACAUCUAAAGUCACUGCUAAUGACUUUGAGAAUACAUCACAGACUCCUAGUCAAAAAAAUAUAGCAUAGAAAGAGUUUAUUUUUAUUAAAAAGCAACAAAACAGCACAGCAACAAAUCUGUUAAGUUACAUGAUACAAGAUGGUUGGGGUUAUUUUUUAAGGGGUUUAUUUAUCCUCAAAACAUUUGUAUAAUGUUUUCUUUUAUGCUCCUGUUCAUUACUUGGUUAUUCUAAUGGUUGAGAGACAAGAAUACUUAAUAAAAUUAUGUUUAGAUUUUAAGUAGAUCCAGUGUGUAAGUUUCAAUACUUAAAAACUAUUUUUAAGUGUGAACACUGUGUAUCAUGUCCUGUGGACAACUGAGAUAACAACCUGAGGUGGAAUAAAGAACAUUUUCUAGUGUCUUGUACAUUACAAAGAAAUGGUGGUUAAUGAUUUUAAUUAAUGCUUCUAUAUUGAGCCAAUCAACAGAGGAAAAAUUUAAAGUUGAACUUUUAACUUCAGUGUUUCAUUACACAUAUAUAAAUUAUGUCGUUAGAUUAGAAGAACUUUGCUGUAUUUAAGAUUAUUCACAGAUUACUAUUAUUAUAACCUUGUCUCUGCAGUUCAUUUAUUGGAAAUUAAUAACCAUGUAUUUUCAUUAUGAGUUUUUAAAAAAUAUUGAGUUCAAGAACUUGUAUGAAAAGUUUAAAAGACACUUGUGAGAUGGAUUGAGUUAUUGCUCAUUCGUAAUUUUUUGUUACAGUACCAGUUCACUGAUUUAUAUUGAAUUUUAUAAGUUGUAGGUUAUAUGUAAUAGUCUUUUAAAACAUUAACUUUAUUAUUUAGCAGCAGUUUUUCAGAGAUAACUUGUGUCAUUUGAUUGUUCCUUUCAUCUCUUAUGUAAACUUUGCUAAAUUGGUAUAGGUUAUUCAUUGUUAUGGUCAUCACUAAGUGAUAAUCUGUUAAUUGUAAACUAGAAAUGUUGAAAUUUAUUUAUAUACUACUAAAACUCUGAGAUUGUUUGUUUGCUUGUCUGUAAUUAAAUACAGCAAAAACGGUGCACAAUGGCGCCAUAUUUGUAAUGAAAUGAGAAUAGAAACAGAAUAAAACAAGUUUUGUUAAAAUCGGGCCAUGUGUAACCGAGUUAGCGCCAUUGUUCGGGUCACUUUUCGUACAUUCCAUU
Messenger RNA from Limulus polyphemus (Atlantic horseshoe crab), 4716 nucleotides. RefSeq names its product putative sodium-coupled neutral amino acid transporter 10. Gene Ontology annotation, biological process: amino acid transmembrane transport. The record is from RefSeq and is a predicted model, not a curated record. NCBI's taxonomy places the organism in Eukaryota, Metazoa, Arthropoda, Merostomata, Xiphosura, Limulidae. Gene Ontology annotation, molecular function: amino acid transmembrane transporter activity.